CGAAUUGAAAACGAAAGUAAACCGAAAGUAGCCUUGUUUCGAAUUGAAAACGAAAGUAGGUGGGGCUGAUCGAUUUAUUGUAAACAAAACUGUAAGUUAUUAUUUAAUUGAAUAGUCUAUGUUCACUAAACUGUUACGUUAAGUAGAUUGGCGAUUUAAGUUUAAUCAUAAGAAUAUGUGCAUUGCAUUGGAAUAGUUAUAAGAAAACACACUUUGAAGUUUAAGAUUAAUAUAAAAAUCAAAUUGGCCAAGAAAUUGAAUCACUGGAGAAUAAUCUGAAACCAAUACUUCUUCUGAAUGGGACAGCAUACAGGGCAAAAACAAUAAGUAUCUGAUAUUAUUCUGGACAAUAAAGUUAAUACAGAAGAAAACGUACAGUUAAUAUAACUAAGUGUACACCUCUCUAAAUUUACAACUACGCAGCUAUGGAUCGUGAAAACGCAAUACAAUUUACUAAUACAUCGGAUGAAUCAACACCACUUUUAAAUGUGCAAUACGAUAUGCCGACAUCAUCGUUCUCAGAAAUUGACGGGAAAACUAUUAUAAGCAUGCCCACAUCCAAAAGUGACGAAGCGAUGGGAAUGCAAGAGAACACAGACCCUGGAUCAGCAAAUGUCAUCAUCGACAAGGAAGAAAAUAAACAACAAGCGGAACACUCCAUUGGUAUCACGAGUGGCGCAUUUUGUGGUUCUCCUAAGGUUCCAGAAGACAAAAUAUGUAUUGAUAAUUAUGAAUGUACACAAACAAGAGGAAGUAGGGUAGGAGAAAGAGAAGGUGGUGGAAGAGGAGGAGGAAGAGGAAGAAAUAGUUGGCAUGGCGAAGGUCGUCAGGGGCAUAGGUCGGGUUCAAGCAUGAGCAGUGCAUUGAGAGAAAAACGGAAAAAGGCUUAUGAUGAUUUUGAAUAUUUCUGGAAUAAAAAGAGCGUGUUUAGUCAGUGGCACCCUUCACAAUUUAGAAUACAUGGAAUAGACUUCACAUUCACGUGUGCAGAACAAUACAUGAUGUUUAAAAAAGCAGAACUAUUUAGUGACACAGAUGCAAUGGAGAUAAUCCAAGCACUAACAGUUCCCAAAGAAAUGAAGGGUAUUGGGAGAAAAGUCCAAGGUUUAAGCUUUAAGAUAUGGAAAGAAAGAGCGAUUGAUAUAGUGAGGGAAGGAAACGUCGCAAAGUUUUCACAAAAUGUUAAACUGAAGGAAAUGCUCAUUAGCACAUAUCCAAAAGAAUUGGUGGAAGCUAGCCCCUUUGACCCUAUCUGGGGCAUAGGCCUCGCAGAGGAUUGGGAACAAGCGUAUUCCAAGGAAACGUGGAGGGGACUGAACCUUCUAGGAUAUAUCCUGACCGAUGUCAGGAACGAGCUCAUGAUAAAGGAUGGAAUUAUAGAUGAACACGGGGUCAUUCCAGUUGAUCUGGAGGCCUUGAAAGCACGCUAUGUUGCCUCGGAGGUCAACGACGAUGCUGAAAUGGAGGCUACCAGUAAAGAAGAACAACUUGCAAUCUUAGAAGGCUUAGGCACACGCAUGGGACACUCGUUUGGUGGUAACAAUGAUAAAGAGAGAGGGAAAGAAAAGGAAACGGCGGCAUACGAUGCGAGGGAAAUGGACAGUGGCGAUAACAAAGGUCGAUUAGAUUUCGUUUAAAUGUAUGAAGUGUGGAACUCGAUAAAAAAAGACUUUAAGAGAAAGUCUUAUUUAAAAACUACAUACAUAAAGAGGGUAAUUUUUAUUUAUAAACUAGGUAUAUGAAUGUAAUUGCAGGAAGUUAGAUACUUUAAAGUUCAGAAAUUAAAUUUAUAAAUCUUCGUGAAUCAAAUCUGAUUGUUUAGACUGAAGAUCAUUACGUGUGUGUUUCGACGAAUGACAAAACAGCGAACACAAUAUACUCGACGGUCGUUUAUAUCAAGGAUACACAUACUGAGGUCCAAUGACAUUACAUUUAUCAAACUCGGGAAAUAAACUUCUGACAAACGAGUGUACACAGUCCGUAUCUGCAAACUAACUGAAAGUCACACAUAACUUAUUGAUAUUACUAAAAUGAAAUGUUCUGUAAUACAUGUAUACAUUAAAAAUUUAUUUAGUUAGAACACGUGCAUAUUAAAUUAGACAUAAAAUUAGUUCACAUAUUGCAAAAAGACCAUGUAUUUCCAUUGACCUACGAUAAAUUGAUUCAAUUUGAUAACACUGAUACCAUUUAUCUUAACAUGUAUGUCCUUAUUUUAUUUGCGGAUUCCCAAACGUUAUCCUCGUACAAAGAUAACUCUGACUCAAAAGUAGAUUACUUUGUGAAGUAAGAGGUAUUCGAUGAUACAGAAAAUCUGUAAUCUAAAGACUUUAAAUUGUUUUCACCUGAUAUCUAGAUUAUUGUUCACGUUAUCUGAUAAACUGGUUUUGGUUAUGAUAUACCAAUAUCACAAACUUAAGAUGGUAUGGCUUUCCUACAAAACUAGGUUUAAAUAUAUUUAGGUAUGAACACAUGUGAUAUCAGUAUUGUACUACGAAAAAUAAAGAACAUUUGCUUGCAAGAAGCUUAGUUUAAUAGUUUAGGACUAGUUGUAAAAAUAAUUGAUCAUGCUACUGCUCAUUAAAGGUACACAUCAGGUGAUCAGCAUUAUCUGAUUAUCUUGUGCAAAUUCAACUCAAACUUUAACUCAGUCUCCAAAUGUUACGUAAACUUUAACCUUUUACUUAAUAUAAAUUUUAAAGGACCACAAUUCUGCUCAUUUUAAAAGGGUUUCGUCAUAAAUUAUUGUUAACAAACAGAGGUUUUCUAAAUUGCAGUUUAAUUCAUGUAAAAUAAUACAAAAUUCAGAACAACUGAGAAUGAAUAGAUCCAAACAUUAAAUGAAGCAAUAAAGAGAGACAAUUGUUGUUCAGGACUUAAUCAGGAGUCGUUUCCCCUAAUAUAUAAUUGUGUAGUCUCUUCAUACUGAAGCUAGUUCACCGUUUUGUAUUUCAUCAUGUCGCCUCUCAUCUGACAGUUACGUGGUACAAUUCAGAGGCGACACCAAUUUUCAACCAACCAAACACAAUCUGGUCACAAAGUGGUCAAGUGUUCAUACAAGAUUACGAUUCACAAAUAUAUAUCAAACUGUUUGUCAGUAAUAUGUUGACUGCCAUUCUCACUGUAAGAAAACACGUAUAAAUUGUAUUAUUCCUCAUAAGAACAAACUUUACUAAGAUAAUGGCAUUUAACAUAUUAUAUGUACGUUAAUUUUUAAAGUAUUUUUGAUCUAUCAAGAAAGACAUUUACAAAUUCUGUUUCAGGAUUUUGAUAAAUGCAGAUUAUUGCAUCUAUAUGCAAGCGAAUCGAGAUUGAUUUUUUUUUGGCCUUAACCAUAUGUUUCUUUUUCCAAGUGUGAUUUUGACCCAACUAAGUCAUGACCAACGAGUUAAGACCAUUCAUACGCAACCGAAUUGCCAUGUUUAUGACUCAGUUAUGCUUCUAAUCUAAAAUAAAAUUGUAAAACAUCAUCAAUUUGAUAUUUCAGAAUUGUUAAAUUAUGCUAAUACACAUUAUACCCGGAAUUAUAAUUAAAUAACUCUUUGUGCAAUUGUCGUGUCACGUACUUAUAUUUGAAAGCAGAUUUUUUUUUAAAUAUUUUUUUUCAAUUUUCAAUACUCAAAACAUUUACGCAAAUAAGACCCGUUAUUAAAAUAUAUAUUUAGAAUUAAAGUACGGUUAGAAUAUUAAGUUGAGAAAUUGUUAUAUGACUUUUACAUCUAACUACAUAAACUUCAAGCAUUUUUGGCCUCAUCGAUAAAUAAUUGUGUUAUACGCUUUACUUGGUAAGGUGAAAUUCGUCAAUAAUGAUGUCACAUAACGGUAUAUUCAUAUUGUUUAUUCUUAUGAUAGAAAUUUAAGUACAGAUAGAUUUAAUAAUAGAGAAAUAUUUUAAAAAUAUGUUUGAGUAAUUAAUUAGUAACUGUUAUUAUUACUGAUAUGUAAGAAAAUUUUGAAAGGUUAUUUACAUCAAUAUUUCUAUCUUAUACGUAAACAGAAGUUAAAAGUUUAAAGUGAUCAAACUAUUUGAGAGUUCAUCUUGUAAAGUAGCUGUAUGUUGCGGGUAUUUAGGAAAACAUAACAGAUGUCAUCGAAUGGGCUUUGUAAUGAAGUUUGAAAAAUUGAUUAUUGUUGUAUAAAUAAACUUAUUAAGAAAUUGAAUCUUCGGAUAGGAUGUAAUGAAGUUUGAAAAAUUGAUUAUGGAAGUAUGGUUUCAUUUCUCCAAUGUAGUUCAUUUAUCGGGAACACGUGUUGAUUUGUAUUAGUCAUUGAUUAACAAUUUGGCUCGUAUUACUUCAAACCAAUACAUAACGAGUCCCAUUUCAGAUAUGGUAUAUAAUGAAAUUUAAAUAAUUGAUUAUAUAAGUGUAAUUCCAAUUUCCCAAGGUACAUAACAGAUACAAGUUCAGAUUGAAUGUGUAUCGAAUGUGUAUCGGGGUUUACAUAAUUGAUUAUAGAAGUAUUAUGUUUCAUAUUACCAAUGAGGUUUGUCCAUAGAUAACAUCUGGUUAUAUGAUCAAGUAUGCUUAAUGAAAUGAGGUCUCCUGUUCCCAAAGUGAUAAUUGUGUAUUGAACUUUCUGCUGUGAUAGAUGCAUGAGCAUCCAUCCAAUCAUCAAGGGUUAUUCAAAGGUAGUAUAUCGGGGGAAGAGAACAGUUAACCAACCAAGAAUGAGAUAGGAAAUAUCUAAAUUUUAUGUUCAUGUACCUUGGAAUAAAAUGCUGUGCUUUGUUGUAAGAAGGAAUUCUAGAGUCCUAGUUUGACAAUCGAGUAGAGCAGUCACGCUUUCUUGACGUGGCGGCCAAUUGGCUGUAAAAUUGUUCUUCAUGAACAUUAGAAGCGUUGUGUUAGAAAUUAUUUAACAGAAAUAAAUCUCGAUGAAAACAGAAA
This is a messenger RNA of Dreissena polymorpha, 4886 nucleotides long. RefSeq lists its product as uncharacterized. Bases 426 to 1637 code for a protein of 403 amino acids. Lineage: Eukaryota; Metazoa; Mollusca; Bivalvia; Myida; Dreissenidae. The record is from RefSeq and is a predicted model, not a curated record. The transcript has 4 exons.